This is a messenger RNA of Caenorhabditis elegans, 957 nucleotides long. It is a transcript of the gene efn-2, whose product is annotated as Ephrin RBD domain-containing protein. Lineage: Eukaryota; Metazoa; Nematoda; Chromadorea; Rhabditida; Rhabditidae. The record is from RefSeq and is marked reviewed. Bases 40 to 696 code for a protein of 218 amino acids. Gene Ontology annotation, cellular component: membrane. The transcript has 5 exons.
AGUUUCGACUUAUCAAUCCUUUUUCCUGAUGGUGUAGCGAUGCAGAUUGCCACGUUCAUCUUGCUUUCCUUAUUCCCAUUUAUUGGGUGGGCUCGCAAGAUUCCUGAUAUCAAUUGGAUAUCAUCUAAUCCAAUCUUUGACGUAUCGAAUACGGAUCAUGUGAUAUCAGUUCAUAUUGGCGAUCGAGUUUCAAUAAGAUGCCCGAAGUCAGAUGAAACUGGAAAAUAUGAGUAUUCGUACAUUUAUAUGGUUUCCGAUGAAGAAUACGAUCACUGUUUCUUAUCAAAACCAAGACUUGUAGGAGCUUGUGAUAACCAGACAAUUAAUGCAUCAAUAAACAUUGUGUUUCGAUCGUUCACCCCUACACCUGGCGGCUUUGAGUUUCAACCUGGAAAGAAUUAUUUCCUUAUCAGCACUUCAGACGGCACAUUAGAAGGAAUUGAUAGGAAAAAAGAUGGUCUUUGUACGGCAAAACAAAUGAAAAUAAAAUUUGAAGUUGGGCAAGAUAGGCGAGGAAUUGAGAAUCCAAAAUUUGCAGCUCGAACUUUGAAAAAAGAUCGAGAUGCAGAACAUUCGACACCUGUCAUGUACGUGGUACAUGAUGAGAGCGAUAUUGAUGACGAUGACGACGGCUCCAACGCUUGCUCGUAUUUCGUUUCGAUCGUCGUUUUGCUAGCAUCUCGAUACCUUCUCUAAAUCUAUCAUAUUUUUCAAUUUUUUAAUUCUUUAAAAGAUCCAGUCCCAAUUUCUUUCCAAACCGCUCACAUUGUCAUCAACGGGUUAAAAUGUUUGUCAACCACCUCUUCUUCUCUAUAAUUGUAUUUUUCCGCCCACUUCCAACUGUCCAGUGAUCGAUUCUAGAUUUUUUUGUUUACUUCUCUGAAACAUUUUUUGCCGCUUUCUGUGAUUGAAUAUGAAAUCAUGAUUCGGAAAUAUAAAUAAAGAUGCAAAAUAAUU